Messenger RNA from Centruroides sculpturatus (bark scorpion), 928 nucleotides. Its product is annotated as probable palmitoyltransferase ZDHHC14. Bases 335 to 913 code for a protein of 192 amino acids. Gene Ontology annotation, cellular component: Golgi apparatus; endoplasmic reticulum. The transcript has 3 exons. Gene Ontology annotation, biological process: peptidyl-L-cysteine S-palmitoylation; protein targeting to membrane. Gene Ontology annotation, molecular function: protein-cysteine S-palmitoyltransferase activity. Lineage: Eukaryota; Metazoa; Arthropoda; Arachnida; Scorpiones; Buthidae. The record is from RefSeq and is a predicted model, not a curated record.
AGCGCAUGCUCCGUUGGUGUGUUUGGAGGGAAUCCAUUUUUUGUGGCGGAAUGUCAUCGUCGGAAAAAUACAUCUGAUAAAAUCGCUAGUUUUCUACUAUUUAAGUUGUAUUUGACGAUUUUUUUAGAACUGAAAAUACAUUUUUUGAAUAUAAAAAAGUGCACGUUUCAUAAAAAUUGAAUAAAAUUGGGUAAGAAUAUUAAGAUGUUGUAUAUGACGAGAUAGUGGAAUGGAGUGAUGUAAGCUGAUAAUUUGCUCAAGAGAAAUAUAAUGAUUUUUUUUGCUCUCAUGUUUUAAUUGCAAGAGCAAUGGUGGGAAAAUUGAAUAUUUCCAAAUGGACCAAUCUUACGACUCAAUGGUGAAACCUCAAAACGCGUUGAAUUAUUGUGUCGUAUCCCCGUCCACUGUCGAGAUGCAGCACGUUGUUGUGAGGAAAUGGGAAGUGUUUCCAGGCAGGAACAAGUUUUACUGCGAUGGCAGAAUAAUGAUGGCAAGGCAGACUGGAGUCUUUUACUUCACUGUUGGCCUCAUCAUAAUUACUUGCACUUUGUUUUUUAUAUUUGACUGUCCCUUCUUGUUAAAAGAAAUUGGUGUUGUGAUUCCUGUAGUUGGUGCAGUACUCUUUUUAUUUGUUAUGGCUACAUUGCUACGUACUAGUUUUAGUGAUCCAGGGGUCAUUCCUAGAGCAACUCCUGACGAAGCUGCAGACAUCGAAAAACAGAUAGAGGUGCCGAAUGGAUCUAGUUCACCUACUUAUCGGCCCCCGCCCAGAACAAAGGAAAUAGUUAUAAAAGGACAGACUGUUAAGUUAAAGUACUGUUUUACUUGCAAAAUAUUUAGGCCUCCAAGGGCAUCACAUUGUAGUUUGUGUGAUAAUUGCGUAGGUGAGUAUUGCCAUAUAUACAAUUAUUAAUAUUAAAAUUAUAAU